Erythranthe guttata (spotted monkey flower) is the source of this 456-nucleotide messenger RNA. The record is from RefSeq and is a predicted model, not a curated record. Lineage: Eukaryota; Viridiplantae; Streptophyta; Magnoliopsida; Lamiales; Phrymaceae.
AUGUCUGUUGAGAACCCGGUUCACCACAUGCAAAACCCGGUUCUUGAAGAAAAUCAUAACCCUCUCACUCCUAAUGAAAUCCAUGAACUCUUUUCCUUAGUACUCGAACCACAACAACAACCAUCAUCAAACCGUUCAUCUUCUAGCUCUGAAACCAACCGUUCAAUCUACACCGUCGAAGAACGAAAGCACAGGCGCAUGGCUUCCAACAGAGAAUCUGCACGAAGAUCGCGUCGGAGAAAAAAGACCCACGUAGAGAAUAUUACGAAUGAAGUGAACCGGUUAAAAAUCGAGAAUCGGGAACUGAAAAAUAUGUUGUGUGUGCUGAGUCAUGAUUGUCACUUGGUGCAGAGUGGCUCGGACCGGUUACUGUCCGAGUCAAUCUACCUUCAACACAAACUCGCCGGUUUACACCAAAUCUUAGCAUAUUCGACCGCGCAGCAGCUACAAUAUUAA